Molecule: messenger RNA, 677 nt
Organism: Acromyrmex echinatior (Panamanian leafcutter ant)
Lineage: Eukaryota; Metazoa; Arthropoda; Insecta; Hymenoptera; Formicidae
Source: RefSeq, a predicted model, not a curated record
ACAGGCACGGGCCACCUCCGACUCUCCGCUGUUACUCCGGUUGGUGGCACCUCCGCGCACACCACGAGUUCGCGCUCGACCAUCUCUCUCUUUCUCUCUUUUUUCCCUCUCUCCCUCUCCUCCGUCUCGCUCUCUCGCCGCGGACUUUCCGUGUGUGUGGCCCCUCGUACCUGCGUCUCUCUCUCUCUCUCUCUCUCUCUCUCUCCCUUUCUUCCUUUCCUUCUCCCUCCCUCUCGCUCGCACUUUCGCGAAUGCGUUCUCCCCGUCUUCUUCCAUCACCUCUUUUCGACCUCCCUCCUCUCUCUCUCUCUCUCUCUCUGUCUCUCUUUCUCCUCCUUCUUUCUUUCUCGCGGGUGACCGUGCGCCGCGAAACCAAUGCCGAUAGUACAGUACACCGUCGCGCGAUGCCGACACCGCCGACGGCCGUUCCUUCCGACGCGUCGACGUCGCCUUCGGCCGCUCGCCGGCCGACAUGGCGGAUGGCUGGUUGCGGCGGUUACGAAUGGGACCCCUUCGCUGGAAUGUUACCGGUUACGUAUCUAAGAAGCAUGAGGAAACAACUCGACUAUCCACAUUCCCACGGACGACUUCCAGAACAAUCGCGAAACAGCCUACAACUUCUUCCACUCGCAGCAAAAAAGGAAUGACACGCGAAGAUGCACUCUGUGAUGCAUAAC